AUGUAUGACCUCCUUACUGUUCUCAUGAACUAUUUCAUCAUUGUUCUCAUGUAUGACCUCCUCACUGUUCUCAUGAACUAUUUCAUCAUUGUUCUCAUGUAUGACCUCCUCACUGUUCUCAUGAACUAUUUCAUCAUUGUUCUCAUGUAUGACCUCCUCACUGUUCUCAUGAACUAUUUCAUCACUGUUCUCAUGAAUGACCUCCUCACUGUUCUCAUGAACUAUUUCAUCACUGUUCUCAUGUAUGACCUCCUCACUGUUCUCAUGAACUAUUUCAUCACUGUUCUCAUGUAUGACCUCCUCACUGUCUUUCAUAAGCGUUUCAAAAUCUCCUUUACUCAUUACUUCAAUCUCAUGCUGUUCACAGUAGUACUUAAACUCACUGUAUAUGUCUUUGUUGUAUGUUAUAUUGCUUCCCAUGUACUCCAUGAAUUUUUCAAGCACUUCCUCAUAAUUCACUGUUUCUUUCUUUCCACGACCUUCUAA
Molecule: messenger RNA, 486 nt
Organism: Trichomonas vaginalis G3
Lineage: Eukaryota; Parabasalia; Trichomonadida; Trichomonadidae
Exons: 1
Coding region: 1-486 (161 amino acids)
Source: RefSeq, a predicted model, not a curated record